Messenger RNA from Dermacentor silvarum, 1312 nucleotides. Its product is annotated as venom metalloproteinase antarease-like TfasMP_A. Gene Ontology annotation, biological process: membrane protein ectodomain proteolysis. The transcript is spliced from 12 exons. Lineage: Eukaryota; Metazoa; Arthropoda; Arachnida; Ixodida; Ixodidae. The coding region runs from base 146 to 1312 and encodes 388 amino acids. Gene Ontology annotation, molecular function: metalloendopeptidase activity. The record is from RefSeq and is a predicted model, not a curated record.
AAACACUCGCAAGACAUAAGUCUCUCUCGGGAUCAUCGGAAAUGAGAGAUGUGUUUCAGCGAAAAACUGGACUGCGGAUUGUGAUUUCUUUGGCCAAGGGCUCAGAGAGUUUCGUCAACAAUAUAGAGAGAAAGUAACGAGAACAAUGAAUGCAGUGUGUUAUGCGUUUAUGCCUAUUCUAUUUCACAUGUCUUCGGCAAGCAUUGUGGUGUAUCCAAAACUUUUGGAAAGCAGGGCAGACGAUGGCCGUCUUACGUUGCAGGUUCAUCCUGGCCUGAUCCUCACUCUCGAAAAGAGCUCUAUAUUGACAAAGCAUUUACAGUUUGUCUCAUCAUUUGAACAUUCCACAACUAUCUUCAACGGAGAAGAGCUCGAACGGAAUUUGUAUCAAGAUACCACGCAUAUGUCAUCUCUCAUUGUGGACCGAGUGCAGAGUGGCGUGCAAGUGCACGGAAUUCUCAAUCACCACCUCAAGAUUGCUCCACUUGCAGUGGCGAGCCGAUCAAGCAAUGGGGGCUCUGCACAUGAGAUCACAGAGAUUCAACAAAAGUCAACCGACAAGUCCGCUGAAAAUAACGCAGAAGAUGAUGAAGAUGCCUACAAGCAGUACUGCGACCCUAUAAACAUUACAACGAAAGGAGAAGAACGGGAUACCCCUGAAGUGUUUCUUGUGGAAGUAUGCAUUGUGGUGAGCCGGAACUAUACAAGUGCGUUUAACACAACCGAGGAACUUCUCCGGUACCUUGCUGCCAUGUUUAAUGGGGUGGCACUGCGAUAUAUUGAAAUGAAAUGUCCACAAAUACGGUUUCAAUUAAACAAAGUUCGGGAAGUUGAGGACGAAUUUGUUUUUGGGAAGAAAGUCUGCGGUAUACCUGCACCUAUACAAGAACAAGGCGAGAACGACACUGUCUGCCGCUUUGAUGCUAUAGAGACAUUCAACUUGACCAGAGACUAUGUAAGCCAAUGUGGUAUUGCAGAGUGCGACAUUGUUUACCAUUUGACCAGAGAGGACCUUGGCUAUUGUGUUGAUGGUAACUGUAAUACUGACGUCACAGGCAUAGCUGAAAGAGCUGGAAUUUGCACGGAGGAGAACUUUGCUAUUGGAGAAGACGAUCCGCACACAUAUAAUGGACUUAUAACGAUGGCACAUGAACUUGGGCAUUCUCUGGGUUCCGAUCAUGACAGCUGUGAUGAUGCAAAGGACUGUUCUGCUAGAUAUGGACACUUGAUGACAAGCAUAAAUAAGGACAUGCGAAAUAAAUCAAGGCUGUCGGAGUGCAGCCAGGAACAAAUACGUUCGUUAGUAAGGUAG